AUGUACGCUACCGCGCCAACCACCUCAGCUUGGCUGGGUACCCAAUUUGCUUUUGCUUCACACCCCUGGCCCACUAGUGCGCUUGAGCCUUCUGGCCUGAGCAAGGCGGUGGAACCUGAACCUCCCUCUCAAUACCGACCCUCUCAGUACCAACCACCCUCCCAAUACCAAACUUCUCACACUCACGUAGAGGUCGACACCCACCGUCAUCCCUACUACUCCACCCCCAUCGAUCUCGCUGAACGUGAAUACCGCCAGCGUUACCGCCCUGCCCAAGCCUUUUCCACUGAAGACCCUACUUCCCACUCUCACUCCCACUCCCACUCUCACCACCAAACUCAAGACAACUUCCAAGCCAACAACUACACCGUUGAAGGCCGACCGACUCCCCAAUUCUAUUCCUCCGAGAAGACUGAAAUCAACAACUUCACCGUUGACGGACGCUCCUCCCGCCCUCAGUACAACCAGACCGAGAAGACCGAGUUUAACAACUUCACUGUUGACGGCCGUUCUUCCCGACCUCAAUACACUUCUGAGAAGACUGAAAUCAACAACUUCACUGUUGACGGCCGCUCUUCCCAGCCCCAGUACCGCGAUACCAAGACAACUCAGGUCAACAACUUCACCGUUGACACACCUGUUGCUCGUCCAUCUAACAAGAAGGACGUGAGAUUCACUGAAGAAAUCGUCGAAACUACAAAGGUCGACAACAACAAGUCCAAGAUGGGUUACUACGACGACGACGGUCAAUACAACUCUUUCCGCGCCGGUGCUCACAAGCUCGGUGAUCGCAUCGCCCAUGGAGGUCGUCGCGAUAUUGAGAUUGACAUUCACGAGGGUCCCCGUCCCUCUGCUGACUGCCUUCUCAACACCGUCAGCAUCCCCUGCCACCACAUCCGCCUGGGUGACUUCUUGAUGCUUCAGGGCCGCCCCUGCCAGGUCAUCCGCAUCUCUACCUCCUCUGCCACCGGUCAGUACCGCUACCUUGGUGUCGAUCUCUUCACCAAGCAGCUUCACGAGGAGUCCUCUUUCAUCUCCAACCCUGCCCCCAGCGUUGUCGUUCAGUCCAUGCUCGGCCCUGUCUUCAAGCAGUACCGUGUCCUCGACAUGCAGGAGGGUUCAAUCGUUGCCAUGACCGAGACUGGUGACGUCAAGCAGGGUCUCCCUGUCAUUGACCAGUCCAACCUCUACGCCCGCCUCAGCAGCGCUUUCGAGUCUGGCCGUGGUUCCGUCCGUGUCCUCGUUCUUAACGACGGUGCUCGUGAGCUCGCCGUUGACAUGAAGGUCAUCCACGGCUCUCGCCUGUAA
Fusarium musae is the source of this 1308-nucleotide messenger RNA. RefSeq lists its product as uncharacterized. Bases 1 to 1308 code for a protein of 435 amino acids. Lineage: Eukaryota; Fungi; Ascomycota; Sordariomycetes; Hypocreales; Nectriaceae. Gene Ontology annotation, molecular function: translation elongation factor activity; RNA binding; ribosome binding. Gene Ontology annotation, biological process: positive regulation of translational elongation. The record is from RefSeq and is a predicted model, not a curated record. The transcript has 3 exons.